Molecule: messenger RNA, 980 nt
Organism: Macroventuria anomochaeta
Lineage: Eukaryota; Fungi; Ascomycota; Dothideomycetes; Pleosporales; Didymellaceae
Product: DNA replication complex GINS protein PSF3
Exons: 4
Coding region: 444-980 (178 amino acids)
Biological process (GO): mitotic DNA replication initiation
Cellular component (GO): GINS complex
Source: RefSeq, a predicted model, not a curated record
GGGCAACAACGGUAAGCAGAUGAUUUCUUGCAUUCUCUCACGUUCCAACGCCUUCCCUGUUUGUCUCGUCCUGCAGCAGAUUCUGUUUCUCAAAUCUCGUUUCUACCGAACGGUUCUUGUGCAUAUUCGUCCCGUCAUCCAUGUGGUUGCACGACACGCGACAUGCCUGUUGCCGCCACAUGGCUCUGUUUGCGCAGUACCGUGGUUCAGCGACCUCACUUUGCACAUGCAGGAGAGGUUCCUGAAGGACUCCUGCCUUGAAGAACAAAGAAUCGUCUCAGUAAUUAUUUUCAUUCUGAGUGGUUACUGCCUGCUGUUACUUGCUUCCUCUGUUGUACACAAGCCUUAGCAAAUCAAACGUGCAACUUCCAUCUCUCAUCGAGCAUUUGCAGAGGCCACUCACUCUACGUCACAAUUCUAAUCGGUUACAGCGAUCCGCCAAGAUGUCCUACUACGACGUCGAUGCCAUCCUCACAGAUGCGCAAAAGGUACCAUGUACCUUUGAACUCACCGUCCCUGGCCUAGGCUAUCUUGAAGGCAACAUGACCGGCGACAUGAAGCAAGGUUCCAAGAUCGAACUUCCCCUUUGGCUAGGAGAGAUGCUUGCCCUCAGCCAAUCUCUCAACACGCAAUCCCUAGUGACCCUCGACCCCCCGACCGCCCUCUCCCCCCGCGUCCUCAACGCCCUAAAAGCAGAUCCUCGAACCGUCGAUUUGAGAGCGCUGGCACCGCACUUCUACAACCUGGGUGCGCGGAUCCUUGAACUCUUCGAUGAGGACGAGAUGGUCGAAGUACUAUCAGACACGUACAAGGCACGAGCGGCGGUUAUUGCCGAUCAAGCACAUAAUCCUCGUGGUGCAUUGGGUGAAGGUGCGGAUUUCAUGAGGGGGUUGGAUGAGAACGAACGGCAGUUGUUUCGAGCUGCACACGACAGUGCAAAGGGCGUGCGGACAUGGAUGGCGGAUUUACAAAAGAAGUGA